Mytilinidion resinicola is the source of this 4208-nucleotide messenger RNA. Its product is annotated as antiviral helicase. Gene Ontology annotation, molecular function: RNA binding; ATP binding; RNA helicase activity. Gene Ontology annotation, biological process: nuclear-transcribed mRNA catabolic process, 3'-5' exonucleolytic nonsense-mediated decay. Gene Ontology annotation, cellular component: Ski complex. NCBI's taxonomy places the organism in Eukaryota, Fungi, Ascomycota, Dothideomycetes, Mytilinidiales, Mytilinidiaceae. The record is from RefSeq and is a predicted model, not a curated record. The transcript is spliced from 3 exons. The coding region runs from base 1 to 3879 and encodes 1292 amino acids.
AUGGAGGACCUCCCAGGCGCCAUGACCAAGCUGCACCUUACCGCUCAAUCUCUUGGCACGGAGGAUCCAACCUGGAUCGACACAAUCCUAGAUGAGCAACGGCCUCGCAAACGAUCAAGGAAAACGAAGGAAGAGGUGAAACAGAAUCUCGAGAAAGGGUUCCUAUCUCCGUCAACAUCAUUCAACACGCCAUGGUUGAACGAGCUCCAGCAACGGUGGGAGGUCUCCACAAACUACUCCGAUCUGUUCGAAAUUGCCCCAACGCAGACGCGGACUAUUAUCCGCUUUACCCGUGAAGGCCUUGAGGGCCGAGUAACUGGAUAUAAAGAAAUCACUGUCCCAGCCAACUCAGCCACUGCAAAGAACUCGACUUCUCUGUUACGGAAGCCUGCCAAUAGAGCUGAUUUUGUCCGUGGCGCUGCGGGGUUCUUUCCCUUCGCCCCAGGAGGUUUGGACGGCGUUGAAGCUAUAGCGGCGUUAGAGGACGAGGCCAUCUUGCGUCAAGAAGGUGGAGUAUCGAAAAAGAGUGGUGGUCUUGACCGCGUAAUCAACUUCGGAGUUGAAGGCGGCUUGCUCGAGGUACCGCCAGGCUUUACGCGGGGUUUAGACUUCACGAAGAAACCUUCAAGUGACCAGAAGGCAGCAAAAGAGGUGGAAGAAACUCUAGAAGAAGAGCCGGCACCGGUCUCAGAGACGGAUGAGCCGAACGAAGAUGAGACGGAAGCAUUAUUAGCCAGCGACGCCGAAAAGCCCGGCAUUGUUGAUGGCACUGACGCAGAUGGGGAUGAAGAGAUCGAUUCCUUGCUUCCGGUUGAGUUCCCAGCUCUAGCUCCACAUGGAACUCUCGUGGGUAGCGGCAAGAAAGGCGGAAGAGAAUGGGCCCAUAUGGUAGACAUCAACCGGGAGAUCACCAAUUUCAAAGAACUAGUACCCGAUAUGGCAAGAGAGUGGCCGUUUGAGCUGGAUACGUUCCAAAAAGAAGCCGUGUACCAUCUCGAAAACGGCGACUCGGUCUUUGUAGCUGCACAUACCUCUGCCGGCAAGACGGUGGUAGCAGAAUACGCAAUUGCACUGGCCGCGAAGCGAAUGACCAAGGCUAUCUACACUUCACCUAUCAAAGCCUUGAGUAAUCAGAAGUUCCGAGACUUUCGGUUGAUAUUUGACGACGUCGGAAUCCUUACCGGAGAUAUUCAGAUCCGACCUGAAGCAAGCUGCUUGAUCAUGACCACCGAGAUUCUUCGGAGCAUGCUCUAUCGCGGUGCGGACUUGAUCAGAGAUGUCGAGUUUGUCAUCUUCGACGAGGUGCACUAUGUCAACGAUCUGGAACGUGGCGUGGUGUGGGAGGAGGUCAUCAUCAUGCUCCCUGAGCACGUCACUCUGAUUCUGCUCUCCGCCACAGUUCCCAAUACCUACGAAUUCGCUUCUUGGGUAGGCAGGACGAAGAAGAAGGACAUAUAUGUCAUCUCUACACCAAAACGGCCAGUACCACUAGAGCACUUUCUCUGGGCAAACAAAGCCAUGCACAAGAUUGUUACUGCGGAUAAGAAGUUCCUCGAUGCCGGAUGGAAAGAGGCCAAUGAUGCUCUGUCUGGAAAAGACAAGAUCAAAGCUCUGGCAGCAAAAGAAGAGGCGGCUCCCACACGUGGAGGCGGCAACCAACGAGGCGGCGGCAGAGGCCCAAAUCAACGAGGAGGCGCCCAACGAGGUGGGGCGGGUAGAGGAGGCCCACAACAACGCGGACAAGGCCCUCCUGCUGCGCGUGGUCGUGGCAACAUUGCCAGAACCGGACGAGGAGGAGGCAGAACAACGGCUGCCCAAGACAGGAAUAUCUGGGUGCAUCUCAUUCAGCAUUUGCGUACCAAGGAACUACUACCAGCUUGCAUAUUCGUGUUUUCUAAAAAGCGUUGCGAAGAAAACGCCGACGCACUGUCGAAUCUGGACUACUGCACGGCGGCAGAGAAGAGUGCUAUACAUAUGACUAUCGAAAAGUCGCUUGCUCGACUUAAGCCGGAGGAUCGAGUACUACCUCAGAUUAGACGUUUGAGAGAAUUACUAGCCCGAGGCAUUGCGGUCCAUCACGGGGGAAUGCUACCAAUUGUCAAGGAAGUCGUAGAGAUACUCUUUGCAAAGACAUUAGUCAAAGUUCUGUUCGCGACGGAAACAUUUGCCAUGGGCCUGAAUCUUCCAACGAGAACAGUAGUCUUCUCUGGCUUCCGAAAGCAUGACGGCCGCCAGUUCCGAGACCUUUUGCCUGGCGAAUAUACCCAGAUGGCUGGGAGAGCUGGACGGAGAGGCCUUGAUCCUGUCGGUUCGGUCAUCAUCGUCAGUCCCGGUGCAGAAGAAGCCCCACCAGUGGCGAGAUUGAGACAGAUGAUCUUGGGAGAUCCUACGAAGCUGCGUUCGCAGUUCAGGCUCACUUACAACAUGAUCUUGAAUCUACUUCGCGUCGAAGCUUUAAAGAUCGAGGAGAUGAUCAAGCGAAGCUUCAGCGAAAAUGCCACUCAGGCACUAUUACCUGAACACGAGAAUAAGGUCAAGCUUUCAGAAGCGGAUUUGGCAAAGAUCAAGCGCGAGCCCUGCGACAUAUGCGACAUCGACCUUGAACAGGUUCAUCGAGCAUGCAUGAAUUACCAGCGCCUUACAACUGAACUUUAUUUAUCUGCGUUGGGGAAUCCACUUGGACGAAAAUGCUUUGGUGCUAAGCGACUAAUAGUCUACAAAAAGGACGGAGUACGCACCGCCGGGAUGCUGCUACGUGAGGGUAUCAACAACAGUAAAGAAGCUGAGCCUACCGUGCAAGUGCUCGAAAUAAGCACUAAUAGCAAACGACUACCCAGCGACCUACUCCCUUAUCUCCCCAGCUUCGCCAAACACUUCAACUCAUUGCCUGCCGAAGAAUCCGACAUGAUACUCAAAGUAGUCUUUGUUCCUCUCAGCGAGAUUGAAUGCGUAACGCGAACUAUCGUUGACGUCCCUGAAACGGCCAAGAAUCUCAACAAGAGGAAAGACGCCCUAGAACUCGCACGAAACCAAUUCAUGCCGCUGUGCAAGUCGUGGGCAUACCAGGACUGGGAUGAAACCAACACUUGGGAUAGGAUCAAGAACCUCCAUUUUCGCGAGGCCGCUGACGCGCGGAAGAGAGAAGGAGAAGUUGCACAGUCCGGCGCAUGUCUGACGUGUCCCAACUUCCCCAAGCAUUUCGCCAUGCAACACGACGAAUGGAUUAUCCAGGAGAACAUCGCGCAGCUACGACAGCUCAUGUCAGAUCAGAACCUCCAGCUGCUGCCGGACUACGAGCAGCGGAUAUCAGUCCUCAAAGACGUUGGUUUCAUCGACUCAAAUUCUAGAGUGGAGCUCAAAGGAAAGGUUGCUUGCGAGAUCCACUCUGCCGACGAGCUUGUACUUACAGAACUGAUCCUGGAGAACGUCUUGGCACAAUACGAGCCGGAAGAGAUCGUGGCCUUGUUGUCGGCGUUUGUGUUCCAGGAGAAGACGGACGUAGUACCAACCCUGACGACGAGCUUGGAGAAGGGCAGAGACAAGAUUGUCGAGAUUGCGGAGAAGGUCAACCAGAUACAGACUUUCCACCAGGUGAUCCUGUCGGCGGACGACUCGAACGACUUCGUGAGCAGACCGCGCUUUGGGAUGGUGGAGGUCGUCUACGAGUGGGCGAGGGGCAUGUCUUUCAACCGGAUCACAGACCUGACGGAUGUCAUGGAGGGCACCAUCGUGCGAGUGAUUACACGGCUGGAUGAGACGUGCCGAGAGGUCAAGAAUGCCGCGAGGAUAAUCGGAGACCCCGUCCUGUUCUCGAAGAUGCAAGAAGCGCAGCAGGCCAUUAAGAGGGACAUCUGCAAUUGCGCAUCACUGUAUUUGUAGAGUCAAGGCGGUGAGCAUGGUGCGCUUGGGGAAGGGCGAUCAAGCUAGCCCUCGACACGGAGUCUACCAUUGCGCGUCUGCUCGCUGAUUGGGACGGCGGCACCGGGUCCUGCGAUCAGACCGCUGGGUGGGCAUGGAGGACGGGCUGCUAUUGGCUCCGUGUGGGGGACGAGUACACUGUCUUACUUGGAGGGCGAUGAGUGGCUGUCCAAACUCUCCGAGGGCCGCUUUUCUGUGAGGACGAGCCUUAUCUCUGGCACGAUGAGACGAAAGGGACGGACAGUGUCGAUAGAGUGGCCUUCGGGCGCGGACAAUAUACACGUUCUGAG